Messenger RNA from Linepithema humile (Argentine ant), 2052 nucleotides. It is a transcript of the gene Ubc6, whose product is annotated as ubiquitin conjugating enzyme 6. The record is from RefSeq and is a predicted model, not a curated record. Gene Ontology annotation, molecular function: ubiquitin conjugating enzyme activity. Lineage: Eukaryota; Metazoa; Arthropoda; Insecta; Hymenoptera; Formicidae. Gene Ontology annotation, cellular component: HULC complex. Gene Ontology annotation, biological process: proteasome-mediated ubiquitin-dependent protein catabolic process; protein polyubiquitination; DNA repair.
ACCCAUACAUCGCGCCGUCCAGCUGUCCGAGCGUACCGUUUGGCAGCAAGCAGUCGGCGAGAAUAAUUUUCCUCGAGAACGAUUGCGGGAGAGCGACUAAAAGGUCUCGGCGGAUGCUCGAGCACACUACGUAUAAAGAGAUCGGAGUUUCGAAUCGCGCAAGUACGCACGCUCGCGAUCGAAGUGGAAGCUCGAGGUCGCAGAACACGGACGGAGUCACAGAGUGAUAACACCGUCAUCAUUAUCAGCGUACCCGGUGGAAGCCAAAUUUCACCGCGUCUUCGUAACGGUAUCGCGAGGAAAACAGAGCGGCCUUCACGGACGCGACUUGACAAAAGGCAAAGGACGAGUCAAACAACGGGCUCUCUCCUUCUCACUCUCUCGCGCUCUCUACCCCCCCUUCUGCUGUCUCCAUUUCCCUCUCUCUGUCUCUCUCCCUCUCUCGACUUCGCAAAUCCAGAGCCUCGUAAGAAAUAACCCUCGUCUCCGUCCGCGUGUGCGUGCGUAAGCGCGCGCGCGAAUGGGUGUGUGAGAAAGAGAGAGAGCGUGCGUAUGGAUUGUGUGUAUCGUAUGUGCAUUUUCCUACGACGUACGUAAGCCCGUACACGUACAGGACUCGCGUGUGAGUACCGUGAUUUCUUUCAUUCGACUCUGUGCUGUUGGUUAGACAACGCUCACAAGGUGCGAAAAAGGAAGGAGGUCGUCGUCGUGGUCGUCGUCGUCGUCGUAUUCGUCGCGUCACAGUCGUCAUCGCCGUCGGUCGGUUCAUACAUAUACGCGCGCGCACACAUACACCCACGACGAAAAAGAGAGUGAGAAAGAGCCUCUCGUGUGAUCCAUCAUCAUCAUUGUUUAAGAAAAUUAGCAGGGAGCUCAUUCGUAAGGGAUGUCCACCCCUGCGAGGAGAAGACUAAUGAGAGACUUCAAGAGAUUACAGGAAGAUCCUCCAACUGGAGUGUCAGGUGCUCCGACAGACAAUAAUAUUAUGAUAUGGAAUGCAGUUAUAUUUGGACCACAUGACACUCCAUUCGAAGAUGGCACAUUUAAACUUACAAUAGAAUUUACAGAAGAAUAUCCAAAUAAACCUCCCACAGUAAGAUUUGUUAGUAAGAUGUUCCAUCCAAACGUAUACGCGGAUGGUGGAAUCUGUCUUGACAUACUUCAAAAUCGCUGGAGUCCUACUUACGACGUCUCAGCUAUUUUAACAUCUAUACAGUCGCUUUUGGACGAACCAAAUCCUAAUUCACCAGCCAACUCUUUAGCGGCGCAAUUGUAUCAAGAGAACAAACGGGAGUACGAGAAGAGGGUGGCUACUGUAGUCGAACAGUCUUGGCUGAAUUUCCAAGAGAGUCACACGGAGGAUCCCCGCUGACAUUAAGUAUGCCACCUUCUUGUGACGCGUAAGAGAUCUAACGCAAAGUCCUUUAAUAUAAAAGAUUGCCCCUCCAUCCCAUAUUAUAUAAUUAAUGGGUAAUAUUCGGUUGACACGUUGUGCGUUACAGUUAUGCAAUAUCUCCAUAUUUCGCGCUGAACAUUCCGCGUAUCGAUACACAAUCCAUAGGAUGCGACAAAAGGACUCUGCACGAUUUUCACUCUGUUGUAGAAAAUAAAUAACGGAAAAAAAAAGAAAAAAAGUGUAGCAAGCUGAAAUGGCGUGGAAUCGCACUGUUGACUUAUGUGAUCUUUUACUUAUAAGUACAAUAUGUAAUACGUCUUACUCUUAUAACUAGUUAGGUGUGAGAUGUAAGGAAUAAAAGAAAAUAACGUCCGUGCAAUGUUUCGCCAUAUGUUAGUCUCACAAGCAAGCCGAGUUGCUAUUUUAUAAGUAUAGACGAGCUUGAGAGAAGUACAUUUAUGCUAAAGGAUAUGAAAGUUUAUAAGUCGCUUCUGGAGAGUCUACUUUCACCAUGUAAUGGCGCAAAAUAUAAAAAAAUAGUGUGGUUACUUCUCGUUUUCGAUUUCGUAUCUAUCGAUAGAGCGUCACGCUUGUAUUAGAUUGUAAACAAAUGUCAUAUUGGAUAGUAUUGAAUUAAUAAAUUUUGCAAGAAAGAA